UAGGUCGGAUAUUACAACUUUUCUUGUCUAUAAAACAUCAGCUGUCCUUUUGGCUUUUCUUUCAGAACCCAACAAAAAACAGCGAUUGGUAGGAAAUACCUAAGAAUUCCUUUGGGGCCCCUAGAAAAGAUAUAAUCAAACAUUUCUAAGCAACCAUCUCUGAUGGUGGAAAAUAGAGAGGGUAGAUAAAGAGGAAGCUAAUUAAUGGAGUCAAAGAAAAAAAAUGGGUGUUCGCCAAUGAGAUCAAGCUCAAUUGGCACUUCCUUCUCUUGAAAUUUCUAGGUGGAGGGUGGCGUCAUGAAUUCAAGAGCCAUUAGGUUUGCGUUUAACUUACCAGCAAUUGAAAAAAUAGGGGCUCAAAGAAAAACCCUGCAGGACCUCUUUAAUCUGGAAUCCUACAAUAUGAAUAGAAUUAAGCAUGGCAGCAUCACUAGCAGGCCAUCCUUUUCUAAUUCUAUAAAUGAAGGCAUUCUUUCUAUUAUCUCUCACUGCACCUUCAUCUUCACCUUCACUGACCCUUUGGAAUCUCCUUCAAAGCAAGAUCUCAAGCGAGUCAAGCUCACUCAGCUCCUCUCCAUCUUAAAAUCCUCAAAAAAACUCCAAGAUCAAAUUUUAGCGCCUCUCAUGUCCAUGCUAUCGACCAACCUGUUCCGGCCACUCCCUCCACCUUCCAACCCCAGCAUCAGCUCAGACUUGAUUGAUGAUGAAGACUCCAUUUCUUCUUUUCCACCAACAUGGUCACAUCUCCAAAUUGUUUAUGAUAUCCUAUUAAGAUUAGUUAUCAACAUGGAUCCUGAGACACUUCGAAACUAUGUCAAUCAUCCUUUCCUUCUCAAUCUCCUCUCUCUUUUCCGAUCCGAAGACCCAAGGGAACGUGAGAGCUUGAAGAAUGUGUACCACCGGAUAUAUUCAAGGUUCACAUUCUAUCGUUCAUUCAUGCGGAAAUCAAUGAAUGAUGUGUUCUUGCACUACAUAUUUGAAAAGGAGAGGCAUUGUGGCAUCGGAGAUCUUCUAGAGAUAUGGGGAACUCUCAUCAAUGGUUUUACAGUUCCACUCAAAGAAGAACAUAAGUUGUUUUUAAUGAGAGUGCUAAUUCCUUUGCACAAGACCAAGGGGAUGCAUACUUACCACAAGCAGCUGGCUUACUGUGUUUCUCAGUUUGUGCAGAAGGAGCCUGUGCUUGGAGGGGUUGUUUUUAGAGGAAUUUUGAGGUAUUGGCCCGUCACUAAUUGUCAGAAGGAGAUUUUACUAUUAGAGGAAUUGGAGGAGCUGGUGGAGAAUAUAGAUCCUGAUCAGUACAGAAAGUUAGCACUUCCUCUAUGUACCCAGAUUACGAAGUGUUCGAACAGUUGGAACUCACAGGUUGCUGAGCGUGCACUAUAUGUAUGGAACAAUGAACACUUUGUGAAGAUGGCAACACUGGAAAUAGAAGAAGUAUUUCCGAUUGUCGUUGAAGGUGUGGAGAGAAAUCUCAAAUGGCAUUGGAGUAAGAGCGUUCGGCAAUUUACAGAAAUUAUAAAGGAAAUGCUGGAAAAUUUGGAUUCAGCUUUGUACUCCAAAUGCCUCCAGGAAAUUGACCUCAGAGAAUACAGAGCUCGCCAAGAAGAGAUCAAGAGGAGAGAAAAAUGGGAGAGAAUAGAAAUGGCAGCAAAAUAGAAUCAGUUCCUCCAACCAUCACAUCGCAUAUGUGUUUCUCAUUGAAGAACAAGAGUCUACCAGGAGAGAAGGUAUUUCAUGCAUCUGAUAUAUGCUUCCUUCCUUUUACAGCACAUGGGUCAAACACAGUUGUAGAGCCUAUACAUUAGGAAAGGGAAGAUGCAUAUAUCCAAUGCAUGAGAUAAAUAUUGCUACUAAAUCUUUGUUGGCAAUUAAUGCAAAAUCCCAUUGAACAUUAGUAUCAUGGAAGAACAGUAGCAAGAUUGCUUGCUACUUGAUGAGCUGGACUGAGAAUAUUUCAGCAACAAGAAAAACCAUCUUAUACCUGAAACCAACAGGACAUGUAUGCCAGCCAAUCUAUGCAUAAACACAUGCAAUAUGUAUAUUAAAUUUGAAGUGGUUAGUUUUCCAACUAAGUAGGUUCCAAUCAUCACUAUAGGAUGAUUUUGGUGUUGAGAUUUGAGAGGUCCAUGAUGUAGUGAAGAUUGUAACACUAAAAGGUCUUUUAAUGUCCAUUAAACCAGUCAUUGAGAUCAAGCCAAUCAAGUCUUCAUGCUUCAACAACCAUAUAGGUGAACAAUAAAUUCGAAAACAUUUGACAUAGUUUCAACUCUAAUUUGUUCUGCGUUUGCAUAGUCAGGCGGACAUUAUAGGUUUCAUUUCAAAUAUUUUAUUGGAUUACAUAAAGGGUGUUAAAUACGUGGUAGCGCGUGCAGCUUCGUAUGACCACCAGAUUCUCUGGCCAAGUAGAUCGGUGGAUGAGGAGGCCUUCAUGGUGGCACGUGUACCAAGAAGACGAUCUGAAAGUGAUGAAUCUGAGACGGCGCGUGGGAAUUUUUCGAAGGCUUCUGCGGCGCGUGGAGGCGCGUGGCAAGGCUUUGGGUGACCGGAUUUCUAGGUUUUGGUCGUGAUAUGCCGUGGAGCACGUAUGUCUUGUUGGUUUCAUCAGGCGUAGGCUUGAUGUGCACAGAUCUGAUAGGGAGAGACACUGAUUGCUUGGGUUUAAGAUCUGGACACAGCAGUGAGAGCCAUAGCGGCUGCGAGAUGCCGUGGAGUCUAGAUCCAGCCGACAAGCAUAUGACUUUUGAUGAUGGUGUGCACGUGAGAAUCUUCUUUGCUUGCUAGAGAUGUUUGUUUGAUGCCAAGAACGGAGUUUGGCUCUGAUACCAUAUUAAAUAUUAGUAUAGA
Quercus lobata is the source of this 2844-nucleotide messenger RNA. Its product is annotated as serine/threonine protein phosphatase 2A 57 kDa regulatory subunit B' beta isoform-like. Gene Ontology annotation, cellular component: protein phosphatase type 2A complex. The record is from RefSeq and is a predicted model, not a curated record. The coding region runs from base 298 to 1656 and encodes 452 amino acids. NCBI's taxonomy places the organism in Eukaryota, Viridiplantae, Streptophyta, Magnoliopsida, Fagales, Fagaceae. Gene Ontology annotation, biological process: signal transduction. The transcript is spliced from 2 exons. Gene Ontology annotation, molecular function: protein phosphatase regulator activity.